GCAAUGCAGAGUCCAUAAUUUCCCAUAAAUCAUGGACUCUGCAUUGAAGUGGACACUUUUUCUCAGUGUAUCUGUAACUGGCUCAGGCUCAGGGAAGUUAUCGGCAUUUCUUUUGCGAUCCCAUUUUUAUUUAUGUUAUAUGUAUAUUCAGUUUAAACACAUGGGGUAGUAACAGGAUGCAAUCAAAAAAGUAAAGACAAACAGUGGAAAAAUUCAAAAGCAAAUACCAAGUACCGAUAGAGAACCCCCCCCACACACACACACACACUACACACACACACACACACACACACACAUGGACAUAUACACACAAAAGGGAUAGCACAGCCUUGCAGCCUUGACCUACAUUUUACAAGCAUUAUAAGUGAUUUUGAACCCAUGCUGUGAUUUCCACUGCAGAGUCAUGUCUGCUUUUAAAUGAACAGUAGUUGAUGAAGUACUCCAACUGUGUGCAAUCUAACGCUCAGGAACAGAACUCUGAUAUUGACUUGAGAGACUUGGGCUACGUUCACACUGCAGGUUAUGAUGCACAAUUCGGAUUUUUUGUUAAAUGUGUCACUUCACGGACACAUUCCGUUUUCAUUAGAUGCCGCAUUCGUUGUUGUAAUGUGAACGACCGCACAAAAAGAUCAGAUUUAACAAAAAAUCUGAAUUGUGCAUCAUACCCUGCAGAGUAAACAUAGCCUCUGAGAUGUCCUUUUUACAUCCAUUCAUGUUACCAACCUGCUGUAAAUUCAGAAUUACACAACUUUUUGUGUGUUUUGUUUUCCCUGUCCCAGCUAUUUUGAAUCCUAACAUCAUAUAUAAAAUAAGAGUACAGUUUUACACAGUCACAUUUUUUUUUGUUUCAACAUUUAAUUUGAGGACUUUGCACCAUGUUCAAACAAACAAAAAUAGUUUACAUGAUUUGCAGACUAUAAAAUUUGGCUUUUAUCAACAGGAAAUUGGGAAUCAGUUUUAUCAGCUUGACUGGCACUUCUUUCAAGUCCCCAAACUUAACGUUCCUCCUGUGUUAGCUUAUACGCACCCACUAUGUAAAGGGUCAGUUUUGACCCGUGUCUUAAAUCAGCUGUAAAUAACACUAAAAACAUUUGUCUAUCAUCCAAUUUGGUUCCCUAUCUCUUGGUUACCUUGUAAGACUUCAUUAUUCAUGAAAAUACUACUUAUAAUAGUUUUUGUCAGUAUACCCCUCAUACAGACAUCUUUACUGAAUUGAUCUCAUAUUUCUGGACAUGCCUGAAGCUGUUUUUUGUGCCGCGAAAAACAUGGCAAAACGAGAAUUUCCUAAAUCUCACAUGAUUGGAAGAGGAUCUGACUGUCAGUGUGGUGCCUGAGAGUGCACUUAUGAUUUCAGUUUUUGCUCUGAUCAUAAGAUAUUAAUCUAACCGGGUCAACAGCAACCCUAACACGACAAGUACCAUCAUUAGAUAAUUAGAGCAUCUUAAAAUCUAAAAUCUUAAAAUCUCAUAUUUUAUUUUUAUUUUGUUGUAAUAGAGGCUCCUAACAAAGUCAAAUAAAAAACUUAUUUAACAAAAACAGGUAGAUGUAGACCGUAACACAGGAGGAGGGUUAAAUGAUUUGCAGACCAUAAAAUUUUGCGUUAACAACAGGAAUUUGGAAAUCAAUUUUAUCAGCUUGACUGGCUCUUCUUCAAAGUCGCCCAACUUCACAAAAGUGCACAAACAAAUGGCUGGUGCUUCCCUUUAAAUGAUUAAUUAAUGAGCUUACCAUCAUAACUGGAGUAAUGGUGUUGUAAUGGCCACAUUUGGAGGCUCAAGUGCCUCUUUGAAGAAUAAUUAACCCACCUUACACACUGAGACAUCAAUGGUGGGUAUGGCACAGAUUGAUUUAUCAUGAAUUACUCAGCUGCUGUUGUGAUACAUAAACAUCACUAGUGGCAGCAUCAGUAAAGCCGCAUACACUUUAUGUUAUUUCUCUCUUUGGUGUAAAGAUCCAGGGGAAACCUUUUGGUCGCCUGUUUGUAAAUGACUGAAGUGUUACAUAUACUCUAACGCUGAAUCUCUGCACAUCACACAAGACACACACACUCAUACACUCCAAUACACACACUGGAGCUUCGCCACAGCCUGCAGCUGCAUUGACAGUAAACAGAGCAAGGUAGCGCAUGGGCAGCCAGCAGGGAAUUAUUCCACAUCGCAUCACAUCCCUGUGCAUACAUGGCGCCCUCACACACACAGCCAUGAAUUUAACGUGCAGGCUGACGGGGUAGCUGCACAGCUUUACAUCCUUUCCUUUUUUUUCUUUCUUUUUUUUUUGCAGCCAUCGUCUUUUGCGUCGGUGUGCAUCACUGUGGGGAAGAAUCAGCGCACAUUGCUACAGUAGGUACCAUCAUUUUGUGGAGUCAAGACGAUGGAUGUGGCUUCAUCUGGAUUUUUCCCUGCGAAAAUCGGCGGACGGGCGCGAUUUUUCACUCCAAACGCAUCCGCAUCGUCUUCGCUCUGCGAAGUGUCUUUGAAAAGGAAAGCGACGGACCUCUGGAGGAAAUGAGAAGAAAGGUCUAUUUUGACUCACGCCUGUCGAGAUGGUGAGUGAAAUGCAUGGCUAUGUGUUUUUUUUCUUCCCCUGCAACCCAAGGAUGGAGAGCUGCACCUGCUUUUUUCCUCCUCAGCUAAUUAGAAAAAUGUCACAUUAUCCAUCAGCUGUUCCAUUUACCAGCAUAUUUUACGCACACGAGGCGGUUAAGUGGCACAUAAAUGGGUUAUCUCCUUGUAAUUCAGUCUUAUGGUUCUAAAAGUCGUGGUCGCAUUGCAUACACCGUUUAUUUUCCAUCCUCCUCCUCCACGCCAAUAUUUAUAUUCUUCGUGAUUUGGUGCGCAAAAAAAGGGUGCUGUACGGCGACACGUUAAAUACUCAAGCAUGUCUCAAGUAUUCCCAUCAACCCCCUAACGCAGUGUGACGCCAAAAGACAACCAUUUUAAACAGUGGCUCCUCUAUACAGCACCACGCUUUAAAAUGACCUUCAGUGCUCGGUGGCUGGAAAUUGAUCCUCACCUGGGAUGGUGUCCUUUUUGCUAUCACAGCUGUGGCCUUCCUCACAACAUGCACAUGAAUCACAGUGUAAAUACAGACAGAAUGUCUUUUUUUUUCCUUGCAGCAUUUGGGCGUUUUUCCAUCACACUUGAACCCACCUGUCACCAAACCCACACCAGGGAUUUGAUGCAUCUCAGUGACUGCUUCCACAGAAAUCAGUGGCUGCAUUUUCUUUUCUUUUUUUUUCUUCCCCCCUCUGCCUCUCUCCUCGCUGCAGACUACUCACCCAUGCGGUGCUCUCACUGUGUCCCAAAUACAUCACAACGCAUUUGACAAAACCCCAGCUAUGCUAUUAAAAAAACCUGUACAAGAGCUUCGGCUGCACAUGCAUCCUUCAAGUCUCAUUUCUACAGAGUACAAAUAGAAAAGAUGAGAGGAAAGUAUCAUCCUCUCACGUUAAACACUCUGACCUCAGCACCAUCACCAUGGAGACACUAUAACUUUACCACACACUGCAUAUUUAAUAGGCCCGAUUUUGAUCUCUCUGCUGCCAUAGCUACUCUUCAGCAUCUGUGAAUUUAAACUGAACAUUUUACACCAAUAUGAAAAGUAUGCACAGGAUGCAUCUUCUGUAAAGCACAGAGCUUAUCGCUGCCGGCGACAGAAAACAUGUUCCGGCGACGUAAGAGGAUUUGCCAGCAUGAAAAUGUAUUGAUACAAUAAGCCUUUGAAAGGAGUUGCACUCAUCUGGCUCUGAUUCAUGUGGCCUUUGUGCGCAGGAGUGUGAACCAAAGUCACAGAUGGGAGAGAUGAAGGGGUGCUGUCUCACAUAAGCCCCAAAUUAUCGACCAUAUGUUACGUUUGACAUUUGAAAACUGUGUUAAAGCCGGUCUUUUUGAUUCAAGAAAUAACAAGUCACCUCUCAAGGUCUGUUUUUGCGUCUCAGACUGCUCGUGUGGCAUCUUUAUGCAACAUGCAGGUGUGCUGAGCUUUAGGGAGCUGUUGAGUCAGGGGGCCUUAAGAUGGCAGCAUUCUCUUAUAAAACAUCACAUGGAGCCUCACUAAUAACAGCUGGAUGCUUAUAUCCAUGCUUAAUUGGAAAAUAUGAAAUACCAUCUACCACUAACGGGCAUUAUUUGCAGUAACCUUGGUGUUUUCAUUGUCUUUCAGCCCAUUUAUAAGAUCUGUAGAUGAAGAUGAAGCCGAUCUCUGCAUGAUGGUUGCCUAUGACCCCCAAAAACGAGGCUGCAUGUUUCCCCUGUGGUGAUGCUCAGGAUCUUGUCUUCUCUCGAAUCCUAAUUGAUUGUCUCUGAUUCUCUCUCUCUGCUCACGUAAAGGAGGCAUCAUUAAGGAGACCUUUACAUUCCAGAUCAACCACGCCUCAUUAGAUCAUUGUUAUUCUGCGUAAGAGCAAAGGCGCAUCCCUUAGCUGUGACCUGCACACUGCUUUUGCUUAUAAGCACUGAAUCACAAAGAAGAUUGAUCCCUCCGUGGACUCGAUGUAGGAACACCUCCCUCCGAUUCCCACAGCCUCGACCCGUGCUUGGAUUUCAGCAUUCAGUCAAAUCCAGAAGGUUGGUGUUAUGAUCAGUCUGAAAUUGUUGUGAGUUGAAUUGGCAUCUCUGAAAGUCUUCUCCCUGAUUACAGUGAGAGGGAGAACGAUUUGUUCACAUACAGAUGCUCAUAAGCUGUAAUUGAGGCACAAAUGAUGUUCAGAGUCAGUGAUUAAGUGUAAUAGACAUUGUAAAUCCUUGAAUGUUGAGCAUGUCUCCAUUCUAAUUUCUUUUCCUUCCAUCUGCUCUUCCAGGACAGAGUAUGCCAUCUGCACCUUUUCACAGAAUUCUACGACCCCUUCUGCUCGGCACUUUCAUCCUGGGAUGCUUUGUGACUCUGUUUUUGAUGUAUUUUAAACCAUCCACCAGCUGGUUAUCUGGUCCUGUAGAGUCAACAGUAUCCACAGACCGGGUCAAGAACCUCUUCUCCACCAGGAGUGAUAAAAACGUGACCACCGUGCUCAUCUGGCUCUGGCCGUUCGGACAAACCUAUGACCUGGGAGUGUGCAGCUCUCUCUUCAACAUCGAGGGCUGUUUCAUCACAGCGGACAGGAACCUGUUCAACAAGUCUGAUGGGGUCGUCAUCCAUCACCGGGACAUCUGCACUGACCUGUCCAACCUGCCGCCGCUCCAGCGACCUUCUUUCCAGAAGUGGAUAUGGAUGAACUUGGAGUCUCCAUCGCACUCCUCCCAGCUGCCUGGGAUCGAGAACUUGUUCAAUCUGACUCUUAAUUACCGUCAGGAUGCUGACAUUGAAGUGCCUUAUGGGUCCAUCGUAGCAGCGGAGGGCGAGGAGGACUUUGUUCCACCCAGCAAAAACAAGCUGAUCUGCUGGAUUGUGAGCAACUGGAACCAGGAACACGUGCGAGUGAAAUACUACAAUGAACUGUACAAACACAUUGAGGUUCACGCGUAUGGACAAGCCUUUGGGGAGUACAUCUCUGACCAAGACUACUUUCCCACCAUGGCCAGCUGUAAGUUCUACCUGGCCUUCGAAAACUCGAUCCACAAGGACUACAUAACAGAAAAACUGUACAACCCGCUCUCUGUGGGAACCGUGCCAGUGGUUCUUGGCCCACCCAGGCAGAACUACGAGAACUUUAUCCAGGGAGACGCCUUCAUCCACGUGGACGACUUCACCUCACCUAAGGAGCUGGCUGAUUACCUGCUGCUCCUGGACAAGAACGAGGAAAUGUACCUCAGGUACUUUGAGUGGCGACGGCACUUUAAAGUAAAGAAGGCCUAUUUCUGGGCAGAGCACACAUGCCUGGCUUGUGAUUACCUGCGUAGGCACAAAGAAUACAAGGCGCUCAGUAACCUUGACAAGUGGUACUGGGGCGGGUAGUGCUGUGAAGGGCUAUGCAGUGCUUGUUUUGUUAAAGAGGGCAGCGCUUUAUGAGUUUUGUCCUUCGGUUAACAUGGAGGUUCAUUACUGUUCUGUCCUAAGCUCCUGAAUCAUCUUUUCAUUUAGUCUAUUUGGUUCAAAGGCCCAGUGAGACAUCCAUCCUAUCUUUUUAUUUGCAAGCCAAUUUUGCUAAGCCUUAUUUUGCCUUCUAUUAUUCACGUUUUAUUUAAAUGGAUUACAAAUGCACUACAUUUUUUACUUUUAUUUGAACCCUUAUUUUGCUCAAAAUGCCCACAUUUGCUGCUAUUUUUUAUUUAUGUCUUGUUCUGUUGUUUUUUUUUAUAUGAAUGGCUGAAGGGUUGGAGUUUGUAUGGAUAUUCCUGUUUAACAGAUAUCAUUCAUGGUGCAGGGUUUUUUUUUCUUCGUAAAUAUCACCUUCUCAUUAAGUGGCACACAGCAGACAUGGGCGUAUUGUUAGCAGCAGUAGGAGACUGGCAUAAAAAGAGAAAAUAUUUAUGUAAUAUUUAUUAAAGUGAGGCAUUAUAUGACAAAAAAAAAACAAUCUCAUCUGUGCUAGUGAUGCAGUCACCUAUGCAGUGUUUACUGAACUCAAAUGUGAAAGUAGUUCAGCUGUGUCAUGUACAUAUGGUGUAUUUUUGCAGAUAUGCAUCCAUCAUUUUUCUGUAUUUCUCCAAGUUUGCAUUCGAAUUGAAAUGUUUUGACCUACUGUAGGUACAGAAAGGCAAACAGCCAUUACACGACGUGGCUGUACAUGGCGUACGGUGAUCAUUACCAACGUAUUUCCAGACAGCAGAUGUGGCACUGCUCCGUGAGAGGGAGGUUUCUAUUUUAAUCAGAUUGUGAAUUGUUCAUUGUCAAAUGUAAUGUGCCACAGAGCAGUCGGAUCCCAUGUGGAUGAUGAUAAUACAGCACAGAACCAUUGUACUGCAAUAUGAAACUCCCACACAACACAGUAUGUUGCCGAAUGAUUUUAUCUACAGAAGUCUGUAAUUUAGAGUCGAAUACAGUGAUGGGAAAGAGCACAAAAUGAUCACCGUCCUCAUACCUGUGAUUAAGCUAUCUUACUGUGUGUACUGUACUGUCAUCCCACAAUGUGACCUUAGGUAUUUACACUGAUGUUUUCUUUUUUCAGCGAUUUCAAGCAUGUGUAUUUUGGAUCUGCCCAAAUGUUUGGGACCCGUUGAGAAAAAUGUGAAAGAUGUGACUGCAAGAUCAUCCAUAUUUCUGUUUUGAAUCAUCACUCCGCAGUGUUGUUCUGGGAGUAAGAGACUGCAUGUGAAAAGUGUUUUUCUGUUUACACUCCUGUUUACAGUUUUGUGGCUCGCCAGCCAACCUACACCACUCAAGAUCACACGUCUCAGCAUCUGUAGAUAUACCACACUGCUUUUAAAUAUUGUCAGAACAGCCAAUCCACAAACAAUGCAUCCUAACAGCACUCAGCAGCUAUGACAUGAUGAUUACGUCUUUACAGAAAUUAACUGCGCAAAACUAUGUCAACAUUUUAUGCAAGAUGAGCCGGCGUAUUCUUGGUCAAUUACUCAAACAUAUUUCAGGUUAUUAUUAUUUUGAUAUGUCUUCACUUUAAAGGGACCAUUGAUGUAAAUUAGGAUGAAUCCACUUAUUUUUCUUACUGAAUAUGGUCCCAAAUGCCAUAUUGAAAAACUGUAAAUAAACCUUGUAGUGAACUGAACCAUCACCUGGAUCAAACCAGCCCGCUAACACAGAUCAUUCCUGUUUAUUCACAAGACUGAGAGAGCUCCUGCAGUGUUCGCAUCAACGAGAAAAGAAACAAUGUGUUGUAUAUAUUUUUAAUGUUCGAAUCUCUUUAUAACAUGCAAGUGUUGUCAGGCAGUGAAUGUGACUUCGCUGCAUCUUUAUAAAUAAUGUUGGUGCUUCAAAAGGCUGUGAAUCAAGGCAAAAGUAGAGGCAGACUUGAAAAGGGUUAGCGUCAGAGACAAUGGUUUUAGUGCUGGGAGGUGGAUGGUUUCAUCGAGUCAGGCUCUUUUACACUGAUGUUUUUUGUUUCCUCGAGUGGGCGGUUAUCUCCUUGGCAUGACUGAAACAGUCGUGCCAAAAUGCAGCAGAGAUUUAUAUCUUUUAUUGAUGUGGAGUUUUGUGACUCACUGUGCUGAUGCCUGUCUUAGAUGGAGAUGUUGUGAAUUCAGAAACUGUCAACUGAGGUCUCGGCUGCCCCACUUAUUACUUAUGAAACUGCCACUCAUGGUUUCAUAUUGUACAGUCCAAUCUCAUGUAUGAAAACAAAGGUUUCUUGUCCAUUGUGGUUGGUGACUUUAAGGAACAAAAGAUUUGAUUUUUCUGUGUCGUCCGUCUCUUUCAUCUUCCCUCUCUCUAUUUUUGCACAAAAACAAACGUGAGGAGCCUUGUCUUCUCUCAACCCCAUCUGAGUAUGUCACAGCACCAGAGAGUGAAUCAGGAUGUCUCUGAAAACUGUCUGACCUGGCUCGUAGUUUGCUGGAGUUGUUUAAACACUGAAUUAUCAAGUGGGAUGAAAUCUUUGUGUGUGAUCGUACAUGAAGAUUUCACCAGCGAUGCUCAUUUUCUGCCAGUUCACUGAUAUGAUCAGUGAGUCAAUCAGUACAAGUUUUUUGCCAAAUCAUUGUAUUUUGCCAAAUGUUGUGUUUUAACUGUAGAUGUCUGAUAGUGUCAAAGAAAAUAAAGAUAUUGUUAAUGACCAAAACUGAGUAAGGCAUACAGAGCUUUUUUUUUUUUUUGUAAGGUAAAUGCCGCAUGUACUUCCAUCCUCCUCCUUGUAAAAAGCGAAGCCAAAACACCCUUCAAAGGGCUGAGGAUUUGUGCUGGUGAUGUGAUUCGGGGCAAAGGCGUGCUCAAAGUGAUAAUGGAGAGGUCAAUAACGCUCAUGUGAAAGUUCAACACAGUUUCUUCUCUACUCUGCUCGUCUGGUAAAAAUUGCUGCAGAAGCCCUAAUUCAUCUACAGAGCUGUCAAUCAUCACAUUUGGUCUACUUGAUUUAUUCUCAAACAACAAGAAUAGGAUAACUUAUUCAUGUUUUAGGAUAAAAAUGUAGCAACAAUCAAAAACUAGUUUUAGUUUUUUGUUGUUAUUACUUCCAUUUGUUCUUGUUUUUUGUAUGUAACAUUAUUUAAUUAGGUCUAAGUUAACUUUUUACAAUUAUCUAUGCAUGAUGAGUGUACUAAUUCUUUUAUGUUUGCUGUGCUGAUCUUUUGCUGCUGUUAACACCGCAAAUUUCCCCACUGUGGGAUGAAUAACGGUUUAUCUUAUCUUAAGCUAGCUAGAUGGACACAGAGAGUUUAAACAAGACACUGAGCACUUGAUUACAUGAAAAAAGAUCAAUUUAUUGCUGCAGUCUGACUAAAAUUGAACUUGAAAAAUCCCACUAUUUAAAUUGAACUUCUCAUUGUCAUACCUAGAUACUGCGGUUAGGGAUUGGUUUUAUCCCACUGAGCAUUUUUUGGUCUAAAAAAGUUCUAAUAGACGUCUAAAUGUGGCCUAGAUGACUGGUCUAAAAUCAGACUACCACAGGUCUAAAAAUGAAUGUUUCUUAGACAUCUAAAUUUAGACAAAGUUUAGACUAAAUCUAAAUCUGGGCUAUAUCUAUACUACACUGUAUAUUGCUCAACGGCUAUCAAAAUUACUUUGGUUAAGUUCUUGGAGAUCAGUUAUGCAACUCACAGUUGCUUUUUGAAAUAAAUAGUUAUCGAAUAAUGGGUUAAAAAAUAUGUAGAUCUAAAAAUAUACAGAAUCUAGACGGUUGAAAUUAGGUCUAAAGCAAAAAAAACUACGUCUAAUAAACAUCUAUUGCCCAGUGAGAUGCUGCUGAAUCAGACUGAAAGUGGCCUCAUCGUUCUGUGAAUGCUCCAGUGUUCGGACGCUGGGAUUUUGAGUCAGAUGUGGAGUAGCAUAAAUGCAUCGCAAGGAAUCUGAGCGCUAAACAAAAUGAAGACAGAACAUGAAAAAGGUGCAACUUUCCAAUCAAACAAACAAAUGGUGUAGAGCUGGAAAAGUGUUGUUUUUAUCUUAUCAUUCGACAUACAUCUCGUUAGCCUCUUGCUCACGUUUUGUCGAUUGAUUUGGUUCGUAAAAGGUCUACCCAGAGACGGGUCGAUACAAACAAGCAAAGUGGGCAUGUUGCUAUCUAUCUACCACAGCAGAGACCGACAUGCUUCUGUCAAUCAUUCGAUUGUUGCAGGGUGUAUGUAAGUUAGGAUAAAGACAGUCCUCUAGUUAAAUGACUGCAGCUUGACUCAACUGUGCAUGUAAACAUACUGAGAGGAAAAGCCAGUUCUGUCAUUAGUCUUUGUUUUUGAACUAACAAAGGAAACAGCCAGCUUGACAGUGGUAUCAAUCCUCUCAAAGUUCUCAGCAGCUGGAGUUAUUUUAAGUCCCACUCCGAUCAUUUUUUUGACUACUGAAAGUGUUCUCAGUGGUCUUUAAAUUGUGAUUAUGAAGUUUUAACCAAAAAUCGCUUUACCUGCGUCAUUUUCAAGGGCUUUUCUUCUGCAGAGCUUCAGUAGCUGUCUCAUGGGCGGAGACAGCGCUGCUCUGCACACUCCUCUUCACGUUAGCUUGCAGCCAAACAUUGCCGAUGUACUAGAAGUGGCAGGUAACAUAGGAGCUAUUCAACUCUUGGAUUGGUUACACAUGAAAUCUCACUGUUUCUGAACCUGCUGUUUGGGUCUGCCAGAGAUUCACAGAGAUCUGGAUGAAGAAAUGUUCAGAAAAGCAAUUUCGCAUUUGGUUUUCUGAUGAUAUGUCCUGUAGCAUCAGAAAAAUGCCAUAUGAACAAAUAAAAAACAAGAAAAACAUGUUUUUCAUCGAAGUGGGUCUUCAAGAGCCUUUACUGUGGUCUCAAACUCAUGUAACUGUUGAAGUGUCUCAUGGUUAAAUUUGUUCUCAUGCAGCGUUUUACAUAAACCAUCUUCAAGCAUCUUAAUCAAAGAUGUCUUCCAAAGGUGCAGCCCACACUGAUCUCUAGCACUAUGUAAUAGAGGCCGGAAUAUAAAUAGCUAUUCAAAAGCCUUGAUAAGUGAUUAAUGAGAGCGUGAAGACUGUGUUGUGUUAGUUACGCCUCAAUCCUCCGGCUGUUGUUGGUUACCCCAUAUCCUCACUAGCACUCUGGUAUUUGGAGUCGCCUCCUUCGCCGCACAGAGAUGACACAUCUUUGUCCACUGCCUCUGCUUAACACCGUGGGUCAAAGUGUGUGAUAAAUGUGCGUGUGCGCAGGAUCGGUGGCACAAGUAAUCCAGCGAUGUCAGUUGGGGAUUAAUGUGAAAGUUCAGGUGGCGGGAGGAUUUUCCCUUUGGUUUUCAGGAGAGUGACAGAAGAGUAUGUGAACCUCUGCAGUUGAUUUUACACUACAAAUAAAUACAGCACAGAGCUCAGUAGACUGAUAGAAGAUGAAGGGAUAUUCCCCCUCAAGAGAUGAAUGUUGCCGACUGCUUGCUUCUCUAGUCAUACCAACUUUAGUAACGACCGCAAAACGCCACUCUAUAGCCACGAAUAAUGCUCAGAACAGCACUUAACUUCAUCAACAGCACUAGCCACCAAACAUCUUUUUAACUUUGCCUGAUUUCUUUAGCAAAGAGACUAAACACAACUCACCUACUCUCUUCCAGCAGCUGCUUGUUUGUAGCGAGACCUCAGGCGAGUCCAUCGACUGCAGCGGGGUGACGCAGCUCAAGGAAGUAAUUGAAGUAAUAAUCACCAUAUUAAUAAUUUUGCAGUGCAGACGCAGUAAUUCUUCUGCCUCAGUGUCUCGGUCUGAUUGCAUUUCCAUGAGGUAAUAAUCAUAAAUGUUCUUCCUUGAGCUGCGACACCCCGCUGCAGUCGAUGGACUCGCCUGAGGUCUCUGUACAAACAAGCGGCUGCUGGAAGAGAGUGGGUGAGUU
Molecule: messenger RNA, 11798 nt
Organism: Xyrichtys novacula (pearly razorfish)
Lineage: Eukaryota; Metazoa; Chordata; Actinopteri; Labriformes; Labridae
Source: the annotation of a GenBank genome assembly